This is a messenger RNA of Aspergillus welwitschiae, 429 nucleotides long. RefSeq lists its product as uncharacterized. Lineage: Eukaryota; Fungi; Ascomycota; Eurotiomycetes; Eurotiales; Aspergillaceae. Bases 1 to 429 code for a protein of 142 amino acids. The record is from RefSeq and is a predicted model, not a curated record. The transcript is spliced from 4 exons.
AUGUCUGCUACUACCAAUGAAGUUCGUGCUGGCUUUGUUGUCUCUGUGGCAAAGGAACACUCGCAAGACGGCGAGCCGAAUGUCUACACUGCCACGCAAAUUCCUACAGUUAAUUCGCUACCCGAAGGCUCUCCUGCUAUUAUAGAAAGUGACCCUGACUUUGAGUUCCCGUUCGGGCCAAUAAAGGGAUUUGGAUACUUUGAUACAAACACCUUGGAGGCCGGGGUUAGGCUAGAGGUGUUUGGAGCACAUAUUCUGAACCUAUUUGGAAACUUGAAAGACGGAAUCGUGGGAAAGUUUGAUCUCUUCCUUGCAAAGGGAGAGAUACGUCUCUAUUUGAAGGAUGGAAACGAAAUUUGGGUUCAUGUUGAUGUUAAGGUACUGUUUGAUGGCACGUUCAAGGAUGAUGUGAAAAUCCUCAAGUUCUAA